AAUCAAAUAGCCUUCCAAGAAUUAACGGCGAAUUUUGGUGCUCUCUCUCUCUCCCCAAGACUCGAGCUGUCUUUGCAAAUCUUUAAACUAUCUUGAAGCUAUGGCGUCCAAUGCAGUUGAGAGGUGCGAGUUUCUUGGUGAUUUCGAUGACUGCAAGUCUGAGCUGCCAAGAAGCUUCUCUCUCCAUAAACUUUACUUUUAACAAGAAGAGAGUGAAAAUAGUCUAGUUUCUUUGUAUUUUCCAUUCUCGAAUUGGGUGAACUUGGUUUUUAAUUGUUGAAUCUUGAUCUCCAGAAAUUAUUCAGUGCCUGAAUUCAUCCAAAUUAGCAUAUGAGUGAUUCGAGCCAUCAAUGUCGUCCGAUAUAAGCUAAAUUUUUCAUUAUUGGGUCCUGGGUUUUUCAGACUUCUCUUAAAAGGGUUUUUUUCUUCUUUUGAAAAUUCUUGAAGUUGAAGAAAAAAUCACAAUUAUUGACGACUAUGGAGAAAUUCUUGAGCAAGUUCGUGUAUGAAAAGAUUAUUGUGCUUGCUUUAAUUGGGUUGAGACUUCUCUUUUCUUGGUGAGUGAUUUCAAGAUUGUAGAUUGAUUUUGGGAUUAGGGCGUUGGUUGUGCGGAUCAGGAUGGUGAUGGACAGUUUGCUGCUUCCGACGGUAGGACCACCAAUAAAGCGACGAGCGGGGUUGAGAAGGAAGCAGGCUGGAAGAGGUUCUUACAGAGGCAGUUAGGGUUUGUAAUUUGGGAAAAAAUUAGGGUUUUUGGUUCUGAGGGGUCUAACUGGUUAACCCGGUGGUGAGAUUUUAGUAGGGGGGGUUAGGAUUUAUUUUUUUCGAACUGGGGGAAGAGAUGGGUAGUCCACUGCAUCAAGCACUCAGGAGUCUGUGUUCCAACACCGAGUGGAAGUAUUCCAUCUUUUGGAAGCUUAAACACCGGGCCCGAAUGAUGUUGACUUGGGAGGAUGCUUACUAUGACAACCAUGGGCAACAUGAUCCUUCCGAGAACAAGUGGUUCAGUGAGAUGGUGGGCAACUUUCACGAUGGGCAUUAUUCUCAUGACCCUCUUGGGUUAGCUGUGGCAAUGAUGACAUAUCAUGUAUAUUCUCUCGGAGAAGGGAUUGUUGGACAGGUGGCAGUUACCGGUAAGCAUCUAUGGAUUUUAGCAGAUAAACAUGCAACUGAUUCCACCUUGGCCUCUGAGCACUGUGAUGGAUGGCAAAGUCAGUUCUCUGCUGGGAUUAGGACCAUUGCUGUUGUGGCUGUUGGUCCACAUGGAGUAGUACAGCUUGGCUCUUUAAAUAAGAUUGGAGAGGACUUGAAACUGGUGACCCACGUAAGAGAGAUCUUUUCUGAGCUUCAGGAUUCAUUAUUGGGGCAUAUUCCUUGUGCCGUACAAUAUAGUGUGGAGAGUUCCUCUUGUCUGUCCCAAUCAGAUAUACCCACAAGGAGUUCAGGUUCAGCAAUUUUUCAUGAUUGCACGAUCAAAGACAGGAAAUGUAUUUGGUUGUCCAAGUUUCCAUCUCCCGGAAAACAUGGUGAUCAUUGUUUUGUUGUUCCACGACCUGAAGAAUAUCCAAAAAGGACAUUGGAAAUGAUCAAUACGCAUGGAGGACUUGAACACUCAAUGUCAGGUUUCGGUGAAAGCGUAACCUUGCCUCAAUCUACUUCUGAAAUUUUUGAUUUGGAGUGGCAGAACGUAGAACAGACGAAAUUGGCUACUGAUGGGAAGUGUGAAGGGGAGAUUAGGGGUUUUAGGGAUCAAAGGGUGGGUUUAGAAGAUCUUCUUGACCAUAAGCAGAAUGGGAUGUUUUGUGAAUCAGAAUCUUUAAACAUGGGAAUCCAAAAAGAAUUGGAGAAGAACUGGGAGUUCCAAACUUAUAUCAAUUUUGUGGAAACACCAAAUACAUCCUUCCGGUUUUCUGCUGGCUGUGAGCUGUAUGAAGCAUUAGGACCAGCUUACCUAAAACAGAGUACCUAUUGUGAUCUGGGCCAUCUGGCAGACAAUACUAACACUGAAACAACCGUUGAGAUGCCAGAGGGAAUGGAUGGCAGUAGUCUGUUGACAUCAAACUGUGGCUCAGAGCACCUUCUAGAAGCAGUGGUGGCUAAUGUUUGCCCCAGCAAUAGUUAUGCUAAAAGUGAAAAAUCAUGUUGUAAAGAUGUACACUCCCUCUUGACUGCUGAAUCAGAGCCUCCUCCCAGUGAUGUACGUACCACUGGUUCGGUAGGUUAUUCUUUUGAUCGGUCCUCUAUUGUAGAAGAGGACACGUCACAUUGCUUGAACUCCUCAGGGGCAUGCGGUGUUGGGUCUUCAAAAGGUUAUUCAUCAUCAAGUCCUUCCAGAUUUAGUGAACAGUUGGAGAGACCACAAGAACCAGGGAAGAUGAACAAAAAGAGGGCUAGAACAGGUGAAAAUUGUAGGCCUAGGCCAAGGGACAGACAAUUGAUUCAAGACCGCAUUAAGGAGCUGCGAGAGCUUGUUCCCAACGGAUCAAAGUGCAGCAUUGAUUCACUUUUGGAGCGUACAAUCAAGCACAUGCUCUUUAUGCAAAGCAUGACUAAGCAUGCUGAAAAGCUAAACAAAUGCACCAAAUCUAAGUUGCUCGACAAGGAAACAGGUAUACGGGCAUCCUCCAGUAAUGGGCAAGGUUCAAGCUGGGCAGUAGAAGUGGGAAGUCCCCUGAAAGUUUGUCCAAUAAUGGUAGAGAAUAUUUACACGAAUGGGUUAAUGCUAAUAGAGAUGUUGUGCGAGGAAUGCAGCCAUUUUCUCGAGAUAACAGAAGCCAUCAAGAGCUUAGGUCUGACAAUUUUGAGAGGUGUAACAGAAGCCUACGGAGAGAAAACCUGGAUGUGUUUUGUGAUUGAGGAUCAGAACAACAAAAGCAUGCAUCGGAUGGAUGUAUUAUGGUCACUCAUUCAGAUAUUGCAAUCUGGGAAUAAGAUUUAAUUUUUGCUAUAGCUCUUUUGCGUGCCAUGAAGGCAUCUUAAUGAAAAAUCAGUUCUACAGGGCAAUGGCUGUGGUUGUUGGACUCUUGGUAUCUGUUGUGGGGCCUUCCUAAUAUUUGUGAGUCAGUUGUGAUCUUUUGUUGAUUUUAUGGUUUAUGCUCCACUUUGCAAACAAAUGUUGCUGUAAAAGGAGUUCUUCUCUUUCCUUUGCCGUGUUUCCUCUGCUACAAGGGUGCGGAGAUGGGAUGUUUUUUUUUUUUGUGUGAUUUGGGUUUCUUAUUCUUACACAUUUUUUCCUGCUUGUAAUCUUUAUUGAUGUUUGACUUGGCACUUGGUCAGAAGUCUGACAAUCUCAACAAUUUAUGGUGCCUGUACCAGCUAUUUAUUGUUUGUCUCCCAUAUAAUCCCUCUUUUGAUACGAGGUAUUUAUUGUUUGUUUGUCCAUGAUAAUCCCUCUUUUGAUAUUUCAUUUUGUGGGGCUUUUACAAAUUCUUAGUGCUGCUAGAAAACAAACUUUAUUGAAAAUUAAACUAGACCUGAACAGCAAUGGCAUAACAAUGUAGAUUACAUUGUACUAGAGCCGAAUAGCAGUUGUUUUUAAACAUUGUCAGGUGCCAAUUGUGCAGCAUUGUAAUUUCUGAUAUAUGUAUUACGAAGUAUUUGUUUCUUGUAGCUUGAAGUGGGGAAGGGAAGGGGUACCAUCUAGUUUUUGUGACCUGUAGUAAGCUAGGUAUUCUCUGAGGUGAGUUUCCCUGUAUAUUGGCGGAUUGUUAGAUUGAAAUUCCUUAAUUGGUCUGUACGGUUUGGAUUUAUUGGCGGUACUUGGGAAGAAGAAACAUGCUGCUGAUAUCCUGGGGCCAAUUCGUCCCGACUGU
Ilex paraguariensis (yerba mate) is the source of this 3812-nucleotide messenger RNA. NCBI's taxonomy places the organism in Eukaryota, Viridiplantae, Streptophyta, Magnoliopsida, Aquifoliales, Aquifoliaceae. The record is from the annotation of a GenBank genome assembly.